GCCUGGUGUCAACAGGAGCUACUUGCAGUUUGGCACUGCUGGAGGGUUGAAUGAAAUUUACAAUGGAAGACGAACAAAACCUGAUGGGUGAUAUGCUAAUGAUGGAAAUAGCAAAUUUAGAAGCCACAAAACAGAACCUCGACCGUCUGAACUCAGACCUUGAAAAGGAUCUACAGACACUGGAUGAGGCAAAUGAGGCUCUUCUUAGAAAAAUUCAAGAGAAAGAAAAAACUAUUCAAAGCCUGGAAAAGGAUCUUGCCAAAUCGGCUGAAAAGGAUGAGGAGAAGGAGGAGUUGAACCAGAUCAUAUCUGAGAAGGAAGAAGUCCUGAAGGACUUGGAAGUGGAGACAGCAAAGCUGGAAAAAAGGAAUAUUAAUCUAAAGAAGAAUGUGGGGGAGCUUGAGGAGAAGAUUUCAAGAGGGUUUAAGAAUGUUGGCCCUACUAAAGAAAUGCUGAAGCAGACUUUGGAAGAACUUAAGGUGAAACUACAACAGUCAACAGAGGCCUGUGCAAAGCAAGAAGAGGAAAUGGCCAAGGUGAAGAAUGACUAUGAAUUUAUUCGAGAGCGUUGUGAAGACCAGGUCCAUUGCAUAAAGUUGUACCAGGAAGCUCUGAGGAGACUGGAAAAGGAAAAGGAAGUGCUGAUGCUUAACAAAGAACUAGCCAAAGCCCAGAAGAAUUCUUCCCAAGUGGUGAAGCCUGGGUCAGUUCUGGUGGAGACCAUUCAAAGAAAUAUGGAGAAGAAUAUAAUUAAGAAACAGAAGAGGUUCUCAGUUUUUGGAUUUUUCCGGUGGAUCUUCUUUAUGAUCGUGAUCUUCAUUGAGCUGCUGAGUUACCUGUUUUUCUACUUGCAAUACGUAAACCCUGACCUUAUUGUGGAUACCCUGCCCCUGCUGAUGAGCAGGAGUGACCUGGGCAGGCUGAGAAACUUCUUAUCUCCCCUCCUCACUCUUGAGUCAGACGGCCUCCUCCCUCACUAGUCUGAAUGUGGCCAAAGCCUUCGCAUGGGGGCAUGGGCCUGGAAAGAAGCAGCAGCCUAUGAUGCAAGAGCUGCUACUUCACAUCUGAUCUUUU
Molecule: messenger RNA, 1074 nt
Organism: Octodon degus (degu)
Lineage: Eukaryota; Metazoa; Chordata; Mammalia; Rodentia; Octodontidae
Product: transmembrane and coiled-coil domain-containing protein 5B
Exons: 13
Coding region: 51-980 (309 amino acids)
Source: RefSeq, a predicted model, not a curated record